GAGAAAACUGUGGUGAUAGCACAGGUAUUGCAAUUACAACAUUAUGGUAGUAGCUUCGUUGAGUGCCAAGAAAGGUCACCAAGCCGUUCAACUCACCUACGACGGUGAAGGUCUUCGUAUUGAGGGAGACGUUACAGCAGCUAAGCGGCCCAAAGCUCCUCGCACUUGCUUCUGCAUCCCAUUGCCACCACCGAAAGUAUCCAAUCCACUCCUUUUACCCAUCCAGAACAUCAACCUUCUCAACGUAGAAUAUGGCUCUACCAAUAUGCUGAGAAUCAGCGCUUUAAUUCCAGACAAGCCAGCUGAGGAUGAAUCCCCCGUCACUCUUUACAAUCUAGUAUACUCAAUCGACCCCCAAGAUGCGGAAAAAGCAACCAAGUUUAGCAGCGAUAUCAUGAGUCAAGUUUAUAAAGACGUCCAGCAAGGCAAACGCCUCAAAGUGCUUAUCAAUCCAUUCGGAGGUCAAGGAAAGGCCAAGCACAUAUUCGAGACUCAGGUAAAGCCUGUAUUUGAAGCCGCAAAAUGCGCUAUGGAUGUUCAAUUUACUGAGCGUCAAGGACAUGGCAUUGAUAUUGCCAAAGAAAUCGACAUCAAUGCAUUUGACUCUAUUGUCACCGUGAGUGGCGAUGGUGUCAUUCACGAAGUCAUCAAUGGUUUCCUUCAACGACCAGAUGCCAGAGAAGCCAUUAGAAAGUUACCCUUGGGAGUCAUUCCUGGCGGAACGGGCAAUGCUUUAAGCAUCUCCAUGCUAGGCGAGAAGAGCGGAUUUGAUCCACAGUACACUGCUCUUCAAGUCAUCAAAGGCAAACCCAUGGCCUUUGACUUGUGCUCAGUAACCUACGAUGACAAACGCUAUUUCUCGUUCUUGUCUCAAAACUAUGGAAUCACUGCUUAUGCAGAUUUGGCCACAGAACAUAUGAGGUGGAUGGGUGAUACUCGCACUAUUAUAGGAUUAUUGCAACAAAUCUUUGGUGGAAAAUCAUAUUCUAUGGAAGCGGCAUUUGAUAUUGUUAAAAGCGACAAAACUUCAAUUGCCGAAGAUUAUCCCGUAGAAUACGAUAGAUCUGAUCAGCAAACAGCUAUUGACGAUAGUAGGGGUGGACAAGUCGUAGAUAGCAUUCCUCCUUUAUCCGAACCCGUUCCAAAAGGUUGGACAGUUGUUAACGAUGACAUCUGCGUAUUCUUGACGAGCAAGGUGCCAUGGUUAGCUCGGGGAAUGUUAACACACCCUUACUGUAUGCCAAACGAUGGCCUGAUCGACUUGAUGCUGAUCAAAAAGGGCGCCUCAAUUGGUGAUAAGCUUAGUGUAUUCGACACCGUCGAUAAAGGCACUCACGUCAAGUCCAAAAUUGUUGAUUAUUACAAAGUCAAAGCCUUCCGUCUUACACCCGUUACCAAAGACCCAAAGCAAAAGAACUACGUGGCGAUUGACGGUGAGCAUGCUCCUCCCAAACCAUUCCAAGUUGAAGUCCAUCGUUCUUUAGGCGCUGUGUUGAGUUUGGACGGUAGAUAUCGCUCAACUACCAUCUGAUACCCUUGGCCACACAUCGCCGGAAGUUUGAACAUCCCAUAAGGAGUGUUUAAAAUAAUGAGAAAAAAUAAUUAUUUCUGUAUGACCCUGAUAGUCUCGACUAUUUUAAUUUAGUGAUUAUAAACCCUCCUUCCUUUCCUUUCAUAUAAUUGAG
Umbelopsis ramanniana AG is the source of this 1685-nucleotide messenger RNA. RefSeq lists its product as uncharacterized. Gene Ontology annotation, biological process: sphingosine biosynthetic process. The coding region runs from base 44 to 1531 and encodes 495 amino acids. NCBI's taxonomy places the organism in Eukaryota, Fungi, Mucoromycota, Umbelopsidomycetes, Umbelopsidales, Umbelopsidaceae. The transcript is spliced from 7 exons. Gene Ontology annotation, cellular component: intracellular membrane-bounded organelle; cytoplasm; membrane. The record is from RefSeq and is a predicted model, not a curated record.